Molecule: messenger RNA, 267 nt
Organism: Monoraphidium neglectum
Lineage: Eukaryota; Viridiplantae; Chlorophyta; Chlorophyceae; Sphaeropleales; Selenastraceae
Exons: 3
Coding region: 1-267 (88 amino acids)
Source: RefSeq, a predicted model, not a curated record
AUGCCCGCUGCAUGGGGAGCGUCCUGCGCCCCUGCCCCCAAGGGCUACACGACCAGGCAGGACCUCAACUGGGUCGGCAGUGACAACACCAUUGAGGGUCAAACGUCUGCUAAGAAUGCCGCCAUCAUCUGCAACCUGGACGACAACUGCCUGGGCUGGAACAACUAUGGGUAUUACAUCCUGAAGAAGGCGGAUGUUGACGCGCAGGAUGCCGGCAUAACCUACUACUCCCACCAGGGCUUCUGCCUCUACAUGAGGGUCGUCUGA